CCUGGUGCUCUUAAGCGAGGGCUAGACGGCGGCGGGAUCCGCGGCGCUGCCUCCAUUUGAUCGCAUCUUCCGGAACGCUUCCUCGCUGCUCCUUCGGCGAGUGGAUCGAGCGGAUCUUUUUCUUUCUUUCUUUCUUUCCCCUUCCUCCCGCCACUUUUUCAUCACGACCCUUCUGGAGGAUCCCCACCCCCGCGAAGCAAAUCCCUUCUGGAGUUCAGGGCGGCCCCACGCGCUUCGAACAAGGGAACGGGGAAGCCGGCCUACCGAGCGCCUCGCAGGACUCUUGUCGCGGGUGGGAGAGCAGGCGAGGGAGGGAAGAAGGGAAAGAGCCUCUCCGGGUCUUCUGCUUGGCUCUGCUUCGUUUCCCGGCUUGGCUGGAGCGCCCACGAUGGCAAGCAGCAGCAGCAGCGCUGGACCCCUCGCCCUCCUCUUGGCUUUCGCUGUUCACCUCCUGCAGCCGACCCACCCCGCCGAGCCCGAGGCCGAGAGAUCGCCCGUUCCCACCGAUAAGCUACUAAUUCUAACUGUUGCAACAAAGGAAACAGACGGCUUUCACCGAUUCAUGCAAUCAGCAAAGCAUUUCAACUACACUAUAAAGGUGCUGGGUAAAGGCGAAGAGUGGAAAGGAGGAGAUAUUCUAAACUCCAUCGGAGGAGGUCAAAAAGUACGCCUGUUGAAAUCUGCAUUGGAGUCGUAUGCUGAUCAAGAGGAUUUGGUGGUUAUGUAUGUUGACUGCUAUGAUGUUAUAUUUGCUGGGGGACCUGAAGAGUUGUUAAAGAAGUUCCAGCAAGCUAAUCACAAGGUAGUGUUUGCAGCAGAUGGAUUGAUAUGGCCUGAUAAACGACUAGCAGACAAGUACCCUGUUGUUCGCAGUGGAAAACGGUUCCUUAAUGCAGGAGGAUUUAUUGGAUAUUCUCCAGCUGUAAACAGUAUUGUGCAACAAUGGAACCUCCAAGAUAAUGAUGACGAUCAGCUUUUUUAUACUAAAAUCUAUAUCGACCAAUUAAAGAGGGAACGCAUUAACAUCACAUUGGAUCACAAGUGCAACAUUUUCCAGACUCUAAAUGGAGCUGUUGAUGAAGUGCUCCUGAAAUUUGAAGAUGGACGAGCCAGAGUGAGAAAUUCACUGUAUGACACUUUGCCAGUCACUCUCCAUGGAAACGGCCCAACCAAACUUAAUCUCAAUUACUUUGGAAAUUAUAUCCCUAAUGGCUGGACCCGUGAAACUGGAUGUGGUGCCUGUGACACAGAUUUAUUAGACUUGGCCACACUUGAUGAGACUCCAACAGUAACAAUUGGUGUUUUCAUUGAACAACCAACUCCCUUCCUGCCUAAGUUUCUAGACAGAUUGUUGACUCUGGACUAUGCAAAGGAAAAAAUUACCCUCUUCAUUCACAAUAAUGAAGUUCACCAUGAAAGACAUAUCAAGAAGUUUUGGGAAAAAGCCAAGCACAUGUUCAAAACGAUACAAAUUGUGGGGCCUGAAGAAUAUCUGAGUCAAGCCGAUGCUAGGAACAUGGGAAUGGACAUCUGUCGGCAGAAUGAAGAAUGCAACUAUUAUUUCAGCAUAGAUGCGGAUGUUGUUUUAACGAACCCCAGUACUUUAAAACUAUUGAUAGAACAGAAUCGAAAGAUGAUUGCCCCUCUUGUACUGCGCCAUGGGAAACUUUGGUCAAACUUUUGGGGGGCGCUGAGCCCUGAUGGAUAUUAUGCUCGGUCUGAAGACUACGUGGAUAUUGUCCAAGGAAACAGAGUGGGUGUCUGGAACAUCCCUUAUGUGGCUAACAUAUAUCUGAUCAAAGGACAAACACUCAGAUCUGAGAUGAAAGAGAGAAAUUAUUUUGCAAGGGACAGGUUGGAUCCUGAUAUGGCCCUCUGCAGGAAUGCCAGAGAAAUGACCUUACAAAGGGAAAAAGGCUCCCCUUCUGCGGAAACAUUCCAUAUGCUCAGACCCCCAAAGGGUGUCUUUAUGUACAUCACUAACAGAGACGAAUUCGGAAGACUUAUAUCAACCGCCAACUACAAUAUAUCUCACUACAACAAUGAUCUUUGGCAGAUCUUUGAAAAUCCAGUGGAUUGGAAGGAAACCUACAUAAACCCCAACUAUUCGAAAAUUUUCACUGAGCACAUAGUGGAACAGCCAUGCCCAGAUGUGUUUUGGUUCCCCAUAUUUUCUGAGACAGCCUGUGAUGAACUGGUCCAGGAGAUGGAACAUUAUGGACGUUGGUCAGGUGGAAAACACCAUGACAGCCGCAUUUCUGGAGGAUAUGAAAACGUUCCAACUGAUGACAUUCACAUGAAACAAGUUGGGCUGGAAAGCGUGUGGCUACAUUUCAUUAGAGAAUACAUAGCGCCUGUAACACUAAAAGUGUUUGCUGGCUACUAUACAAAGGGCCAUGCCUUGCUGAAUUUUGUUGUGAAAUACACUACUGAGAGACAACGUUCGCUCAGACCUCAUCACGACUCCUCAACAUUUACUAUCAACAUAGCCCUCAACAAAGUGGGAAGAGAUUUUGAAGGAGGUGGAUGCAAAUUUCUGAGGUACAACUGCUCCAUAGAAUCACCCAGGAAAGGAUGGAGUUUUAUGCAUCCAGGAAGACUUACCCAUUUACAUGAAGGACUUCCCAUUUUGAACGGAACAAGAUACAUCGCAGUAUCAUUUAUUGACCCUUAAUCUUAUUUCCCUGGCCUGUUACAGACAACGUUUGGCAAUCUAUGACAAACUCUUAUUUAUAGUUCUACUCCCAGAAGAUGGUGACAAAAGAAACUUCUUCUAGACUGCUGCUUUGCUUUGGGCUAAAAGAAUGAGCAGGAAAAGAAACCCAAACUCUUAAAAAAAUUAUAUAUAUAGAUAACGAAACCUUCAAGCAUCUGAUCUGAGCCCUGAGUUGCAAAGUUAAAGAAUUAUAAGAGUCUAAAAGGGAAGGGAAAAAUAAUUGAUGCCAAUGAUCUAUAAAACUUUUCACAUGGGUUUUCCAUCCAUUACAAUAACGUUAUGAAUAUGUAUUUUGUACAUAUCUUGAUUAAAGAAAGAAAUAUUUGCAUAUCCAGUUAUCUAUGAAUAUUCUUCUAAGAAAGAAGUGCAUGAUAGAUAAAUGCAAAGCAUUGGCAAAAAUACACAUAUGGGUACUUUUUUUUAAAAAAAAAGCUUUUAAAAGAAGAAAUCCUCAACUUGGAAAUCUUUUCUUCUCACCAAGUGUCCUUUGAUCAGGCUGGGAACUAUUCUGCAACUUUUUUUUUUUAAUUUUGCAUCAGUUCAGUGCUGGAAAUCCAAGCUCUCUUUCUGCAAACUUUCUAAUACCAAAAUGUCUUGGACACAAAAUUUGUCUACUCUUAUUUAACACUACUUGAAUUUUGUAUCAGGAGAUCAAGAAGUUGAAGUUGCUCUUUUAUAAAAUGUGCAGGGUUUUGACUUGCCUUUGUUUUUUAAGGGAUCAGUUUAAAAUAAUUCCUGCUGUGCCUACUGUUUGUAAUUUAAAGGUUACACUUGAAAAAAAGAAUGUUGAAGCAUGAAACCUGAGGUGCUAAAAUGCUCAUGUUUUCUAAGUUUUAUGGAAAAUAAAGAAGUCUAAAAUUAAGAAAAGUUUUUGGUGUGUCUGUUUUUAAAAAUAUGCAGUGUUUGGUUUCUCUAUAAGCAGAGUAUGAUAGCUUUUACUACAUUUUGGAUUGUGUUCAGUAAUAUGACAAAUGUUUUGCAGCUUAACAAAUGUUUUACUUUUCAGAAAAGCUAUUUGUCUUGCAUCCCUCACAUCAGCAGCCACAACUGUGGAAAAGAUGCAGCAGUCUAGCUUGCUGAAAACUAUAGUAAGAAGAAACCUAACCUACUUUUCAGGGCAGCUUGGCUGUUUCCUAGUUUACCAUUUCCUAGUUUGCAGACUGCAAAAGAGCACUGGUUUAGUGGAUUCUCAGCUCUGGCCAGAUUCCUUUAAAUGUGAACUCUAGCAAAUGACUGGCCUCUUUUAAUAAGAUUCAUGCUGCAAGCUAUGAAACUCAAACAUCUCUGUGUGAUCGUGAAAGUGAUAUUUGUUUUCAUGAGGUUAUUUUUGGCAUUAAACUGUGAUCUGUUGGGGUAGCACAGCGCCCUGUGGUGGCCCACCUAGCUGAGUUACCGUAAAAGAACUGUAUUUAUUAAAACAAUCUCUACUGAACUCCAAACUAAGUGCUUCAGACUGUUUUGGCAGGCCCUAAUGAUUAACUGUUGGAGCUCCCAAAUUAAAUGAACAAUUUUAUUUACAUCCCGAUCCCCCCCAGUAUGAAUGAUUUAUGAUGUAUACUUUUGCUUCUGCAUUUAGUCAUUUCUUUUUACAACAAUGGUUCCAAAGUUCAGAGCCCUGUGGGCUAUGAUGGUCUGCAUGGUGACCAAAUAGCCAAUUAGUCAGUUUUGGUGACUG
This is a messenger RNA of Zootoca vivipara (common lizard), 4391 nucleotides long. It is a transcript of the gene PLOD2, whose product is annotated as procollagen-lysine,2-oxoglutarate 5-dioxygenase 2. The record is from RefSeq and is a predicted model, not a curated record. Lineage: Eukaryota; Metazoa; Chordata; Lepidosauria; Squamata; Lacertidae. Gene Ontology annotation, biological process: peptidyl-lysine hydroxylation. Gene Ontology annotation, cellular component: endoplasmic reticulum. Gene Ontology annotation, molecular function: iron ion binding; L-ascorbic acid binding; procollagen-lysine 5-dioxygenase activity.